AUGGCACUCCGUCUCGCCGUCAGCUCUGCACUUCGUCCGGCUCUCAACAGCCAGAAAAAUCAAAAAAAGUCAUUUCAGGUUCGCAAUGCUUCUUCCGCCGUCUCGGUGAAAGAUGUUCUUGCCAACGCUCCACAAGCUGAAGUCACUACCUUGAAGAAUGGAUUCCGUGUUGUCACCGAAGAUAACGGAACUGCCACCGCUACAGUUGGAGUCUGGAUUGAGACCGGAUCUCGCUUUGAAAACGAGAAGAACAAUGGAACUGCUCAUUUCCUUGAGCGUCUUAUUCACAAAGGUACCGGAAAGAGAGCUGCCGCUGCUCUGGAAUCUGAGCUUAACGCCAUCGGAGCCAAGCUUAACUCUUUCACCGAGAGAGAUCAGACAGCCGUAUUUGUUCAGACUGGAGCUCAAGACGUCGAGAAAGUUGUCGACAUUCUCGCCGAUGUGCUUCGUAACAGCAAGCUUGAUGCUUCUACAAUUGACUCGGAACGAGCAAAUAUCUUGAAGGAACUUGAUGCUUCUGAUAACCAUCACCAACUCGUUCUCUUUGAUAUGCUCCACGCCGCUGCUUAUCAAGGAACCCCAUUUGCCCACAGCGUUCUCGGAACCAGCGCUAGCAUUCCAACCAUCACCGCUCAACAACUCAAGGAGUGGCAAGAGGACCAUUACAGACCAGUUCGCAUGGUUCUUUCCGCUGUCGGAGGAGGAGUCUCCAACGUCUCGAACCUUGCUGAAAAGUACUUCGGAGACCUCAGCAACGAAUACCCAAGAAAAGUUCCACAAGUCGACGGAACCAGAUUCACCGGAUCCGAAUACAGAUACCGCAACGACAAUGUUCCACACAUGUAUGCUGCUUUCGCUGUUGAGGGAGUCGGAUACGCCCAUAAGGACGCUCUUGCUCUUCAAGUUGCUAACCAAUUCAUCGGACAAUGGGAUGUGACUCAUGCCACUUCUAGAACUGCCCCAUCCAGACUUGUCCAAAAGAUCGGACAUGACCAUGGUCUUCAAAACCUCCAACAUUUCAACAUCAACUACAAAGACACUGGAUUGUUCGGAAUCUAUUUCGUCGCUGACGCCCACGACUUGAACGACACCAGUGGAAUCAUGAAGUCUGUUGCUCACGAAUGGAAGCACUUGGCUUCUUCUACCACCGAUGAGGAGGUCGCCAUGGCCAAGAACAAAUUGAGAACAUCCUUGUACCAGAAUCUGGAAACCAACACCCAAAAGGCUGGAUUCAAUGCUAAAGAACUUCUUUACACCGGAAAUCUCAGACAACUUUCCGAUCUUGAGGCUCAAAUUCAAAAGAUCGAUGCAGGAGUUGUUCGCGAGGCUAUUUCCCGACACGUUUACGAUCGUGAUCUUGCUGCUGUUGGAGUUGGUCGCACGGAAGCCUUCCCGAACUACGCCCAUGUUCGUGCCGGUAUGUCAUGGUGGAGAUUGUAA
This is a messenger RNA of Caenorhabditis briggsae, 1440 nucleotides long. It is a transcript of the gene Cbr-ucr-1, whose product is annotated as Protein CBR-UCR-1. NCBI's taxonomy places the organism in Eukaryota, Metazoa, Nematoda, Chromadorea, Rhabditida, Rhabditidae. The transcript has 9 exons. Gene Ontology annotation, cellular component: mitochondrion. Gene Ontology annotation, molecular function: metalloendopeptidase activity; metal ion binding. Bases 1 to 1440 code for a protein of 479 amino acids. The record is from RefSeq and is a predicted model, not a curated record. Gene Ontology annotation, biological process: proteolysis.